Penicillium diatomitis is the source of this 912-nucleotide messenger RNA. RefSeq names its product oxidoreductase, short chain dehydrogenase/reductase family. Bases 1 to 912 code for a protein of 303 amino acids. The record is from RefSeq and is a predicted model, not a curated record. The transcript has a single exon. NCBI's taxonomy places the organism in Eukaryota, Fungi, Ascomycota, Eurotiomycetes, Eurotiales, Aspergillaceae. Gene Ontology annotation, molecular function: oxidoreductase activity, acting on the CH-OH group of donors, NAD or NADP as acceptor.
AUGGCGCCUUCAGGAAAUUUGACUGAACGUGAAGCACUCAGUGCCCGAUCAGUUCCGUCUAUGGUUCUCAGCGAUGGCAGCUCCUCUUCACUGACCCCGCCCCCGAUCUCGAACUUCGAAGUCGACCCGACCACCGGGGCUCGAAGAAGAUUUUCUGUCCGAGGUAAUGCGAUUGUGACAGGAGGUGCUGGUACUCUCGCUCUGCAGGCCUGUGAUGCUCUACUUGAGCACGGUCUCGAGGGAUUGAUGAUAUUCGACCUCAACCCUGCAAACGGCGAGCAGGAAAUUACCCGUUUGAGAUCCAAAUUCCCCGACCGCAAAAUUUGCACCCACGCGGUGGACAUUACGUCCGAAGUCGCUGUGCAAAAUGGCAUUGAAGAGACGCUACGCCAGCUGGGCUCAGCGGACAUUUUGGUCUGCUUUGCGGGAGUUGUGGGCUGCGUGGACGCACUGGAGAUGCCUGCCUCGCAAUGGCGAAAGAUUAUCGACAUCAAUACCACUGGCUCUUUCAUCUGCGCGCAGGCAGCAGCUCGACAGAUGGUCAAACAAGGACAUGGUGGCUCUAUCACCUUCAUUGCAUCCAUUUCUGCCCACCGUGUGAACUUUCCCCAGCCUCAGGUGGCUUACAACGUCAGCAAAGCAGCCUUGUUGAUGUUGAAGAGCUCUCUGGCUGCCGAGUGGGCGCGAUACGGGAUCAGGGUGAACAGUGUGAGUCCAGGAUAUAUGGACACCAUCUUGAAUGAAGGGGAAGGUCUUGACAUCCACAGGCGGAUUUGGGCUGAACGAAAUCCAAGUGGAAGAAUGGGAUCUCCUCCAGAGCUGACUGGGGCGAUCGUUCUUCUUGCAAGCUCUGCAGGCUCGUAUAUGAAUGGGACAGACAUUAUUGUUGAUGGAGGGGCAACUGUAUUUUGA